GAGCUGCCGUUCAGGCGGGGCCGGGGCCGGGGCGCUGCGGCCGGAUGUUGCUGCGCGGGGCGCGCGGCCUGGCGGGGGCGCGCCGGGGGGACCCCCGGGAUGGCGCCGGCUGCUGCGGGGGGGUGCUCACGGCAGGGACCCGGCACCCCCACCCCACCACUGUCUGCGGCCUUCGGGAACGUUCGGACACCCCGGCAAAGGCCAGCGGCACCUCGGACACCCCGGGGAGCGGCGGCAGGACGGGCACCCCUCAGGGUGAGGGGGGGGUCCCUCCUGCUGCCCCCCCGAUCCCCCCGCCGCCCACGCACUGCUGCGGGACCGGCUGCCCCAACUGCGUCUGGGUCGGGUACGUGGAGGAGCUGCUGGAGCGGUGCCGGGACGGGGGCGCGCAGGCCUUGGCCGCCGUCGAGGAGCAUGUGGAGGACGAGAACGUUAAAAUGAUCCUCAAGAUGGAGAUCAGGCUGCGCAUGGAGAAGGACUGAUCCUUUCCCAGCCCCCAAAAAAACAGCGGGUGACACCCCCGGAGUCUCUGCUCCAGGCUGGAUGGCGGGAUCUGGACUCAGCUUGCUUAUUUAAAGUAUUUAUUUGUGUGUGUUGGGCUCUGGGGAUGGUCUGACCCCCCCCACCCCAGGGACUUGUGCAGCGUCGAGCGCGGGGUCCCGUGUGAGUUCGAUCCCGGCGGUGCCCAGGGGACCCUGCCCUUGGGGACGGCAGCAGCUCACGCGUGUCCUGAGCCCCGGAUUUCCUGGCAGGCGGAUGCCGUGCUCCCCCGGGAUGGAAAAUCCCCUCCAAGGACAGGCUGGUGUGACACCCCCCCAGCCCUCCCCGCGCUGCUGCUCUUGCCUCGUCCUUGCGCUCCCCAGCUUGGAUUUUAAGCCCCUUCUGCGGCUUGGCCAUGACCUGGUGACUGGGGAGGGCUGGGGCGCCGCGUCGGAGCCCCCCCCACCCCACCAGACCCCCCCUCCCCACUGGCACCCUAAGCCUCUUAGGGGCUUCUCAGGUGAAGGGCUCGCAGGGGAGGCUCCCGGGGCUGCCAGCCCCUGCUCCAGGCAGGAGGUGCGGGCAGCGUGCGGCCCCGAGCACGUGGGGCCCGGCAGCCUCCCGGCAAGGGCACCGUCCCCAGCUCCAGCACUGAGGUCACAGCCUGCGGGCUGUUCCUCAUGGUGCCUUUUCUUCCUCGAUUGCCUUUGCCUCCACCUUGAAAUCCCAUCUAUUUGGCCCAGCACAGCACAUCCUCCCUUCCACCCCAACUGGCUGGGCUGGGGGACUCGCGGGCUGCUGGCCGUCAGGACCCCCGCAGACCCCCCCCGUCCUCCGGGGACGGGCUCCCCGAGGAGCCACGAAGCCCUUGAGCAGCGCUCGCUAGCGAAACACAAGCUGGAAGCAGCAAUUAACACCAGGGCCCUGCUCUUUGCUGGAGAAGUAGCUGGUUCUGCCGGCUUCGUUCUCCCGGAUCCCUGUAAUCCUAUUUGUUGGAACCCAACUAAUUGCAAUUAGUGGCAGGGGCUGAAGUUCAAUUAAAGCGUACUGAGAUUAUUC
Messenger RNA from Grus americana (Whooping crane), 1539 nucleotides. It is a transcript of the gene OXLD1, whose product is annotated as oxidoreductase like domain containing 1. NCBI's taxonomy places the organism in Eukaryota, Metazoa, Chordata, Aves, Gruiformes, Gruidae. Gene Ontology annotation, cellular component: mitochondrion. The record is from RefSeq and is a predicted model, not a curated record. The coding region runs from base 45 to 482 and encodes 145 amino acids. The transcript is spliced from 2 exons.